Stegostoma tigrinum is the source of this 4114-nucleotide messenger RNA. It is a transcript of the gene ttll9, whose product is annotated as tubulin tyrosine ligase-like family, member 9. Gene Ontology annotation, molecular function: tubulin binding; tubulin-glutamic acid ligase activity. Bases 43 to 1380 code for a protein of 445 amino acids. The record is from RefSeq and is a predicted model, not a curated record. NCBI's taxonomy places the organism in Eukaryota, Metazoa, Chordata, Chondrichthyes, Orectolobiformes, Stegostomatidae. Gene Ontology annotation, cellular component: cilium. Gene Ontology annotation, biological process: microtubule cytoskeleton organization; protein polyglutamylation. The transcript has 14 exons.
AGUCCGCAUGCCCAGUCUCGGGCCCCCGGCGGUGUCGUUACCAUGGGAACGGCAGGCGUCGAGCCUGGGCCCCGGGUGCGGAGCGCCAUGAACCGGGGCAAGGGUGCUGGAAGCAAAGGACCAUCUGGUAAUCUGAAACAGAAGGAGCAACGCAAUAGCAUCCGAUUCAAAUGUGUUUUGACCAACACUAUUCUUGAUGUUCUUCGUCAGCGACCUGGAUGGGUUGAAGUCAAAGAUGAAGGAGAUUGGGACUUUUACUGGUGUGACAUCAGUUGGCUGCGUGAAAACUUCGGCUACACGUAUAUGGAUGAGCAUGUUCGUGUCUGUCACUUUCGCAAUCACUAUGAGUUGACACGGAAAAACUUUAUGGUGAAAAACCUGAAGCGGUUUCGCAAACAGCUGGAGCGUGAUCAGGGGAAGCAAGAGGCAGCAAAAUGUGACUUUUUUCCGAAGACUUUUGAGCUGCCUGUGGAGUACCACCUUUUUGUGGAGGAGUUCAAGAGAAAUCCUGGAAUCACCUGGAUCAUGAAACCGGUUGCAAGAUCACAGGGCAAAGGCAUCUUUCUUUUCCGAAAACUUAAAGAUAUUAUGGAGUGGAGAAAGGAUGGGAAUCGUGCUGAUGACUCAAAGGAUGAAGUUGCUGUGGAAAGUUAUGUUGUUCAGCGCUACAUUGAGAACCCCUAUCUAAUUGGAGGGAGAAAAUUUGAUCUGCGAGUCUAUGUACUGGUGACAUCUUAUGUUCCUCUGAAAGCGUGGUUAUAUAGAGAUGGAUUUGCUCGAUUUUCAAACACCCGAUUUUCACUGAGCAGCAUUGAUGAUCAUUUCAUACAUCUUACGAAUGUUGCUGUGCAGAAAACCGCCCCAGACUAUGAUCCAGAAAAGGGCUGCAAGUGGUUGAUGCAACAACUACGACAGUACCUGACAGCAAAACAUGGCACUGAGGCAGUGGAAGCACUUUUUAGAGAUAUGGACAAUAUCUUCAUUAAAAGUUUGCAAAGUGUCCAAACAGUAAUCAUUAAUGACAAGCAUUGUUUCGAACUCUAUGGAUACGACAUUCUGAUCGACAAGAACCUAAAACCGUGGCUUUUAGAAGUGAAUGCUUCUCCUUCACUAAUAGCUAGUAGCCAGGAAGAUUACGAGUUGAAGUGCCGUUUGCUGGAGGACACAGUGCAUGUUGUAGACAUGGAAGGAAGAUUAUCCGGGAAGGAGAAACAGGUUGGAGGAUUUGACCUAAUGUGGAAUGAUGGUCCAGUUUAUAGUGAUGAUGGAAACUUUGAUGGAGGCAUCAACCUCAUUUCUAACACUCGCUUGGGUUGCAUUAAUGACAGGAAGAAGCAGUUAUGGCAACUCUUUAAACCUCUGAUUACACAGAAGAAGUAGCAGUGCUGAGUAGCACGAUAGAAACUGAUGAAGAAUGUAAAUACUCUAAUUGACCCUGGGCAGAGCAGCCUGUCUGCAAUUGUUUGUAUCCCUAUUUGUCAGCCUGUAGUCUGCCUGGUGUCCCACUGAACGACGAUAUUUAGCGCAAUUUGCUAUACCACUUUUCUCCAGAAUGCUGAGUUCAGUUCUUGUUGCUGUUGACUUCAAAGUAUUGAUGGAAUGAAAACACACAGUUUGAACUUUCGUCCAUUUCGGAAUGAAUGAUCACUUCAGCCAGAACGUAGUAGAAAACAAAAUAAAAUUGUGUGAGGAGGAUAACAUUUAAGUUUCAAUGGUAUGUUUCUGGAAAACAAAGCAAGGUUUCUGCCAGGAAUGUGGAGCAGUCACUGUUUGUACAGAGAGUGCACUAUCAUGUUCAAGACAGUCAGCCUGUAACACUAGGCUGGCUGCUGCAUCUCAGACAAGACCUGGUUGUCUGGUAUUGAUGAUAACAGCGUCAGCUUGAAAUUUACGGCCUUUCCAACUUGUUCACUGACUAUUUCAAAAAGUUCUUCUGACUGAGUGCCCACCUCAAUUGCUGUUCCAGGCAGUCGCUACAUUUUAAUAUGGGAGUUGAGUGAAGCAACGAGUCUGAUCCUAAACAUCAUUUUCUGAUAGAAUUGGUCAGAGCUGCACAUUGUCCCAGACAGCCAGCGCCACAAGCAGCAGAACCAGAGAGAAGAGACACGCUAAAGCUAAAUGUUGCGUCUUGUUAAUGGACCCACUGGGCCUCCAAAGGUCAAGUUUUAGCACAAUACCUUUUGCCUCCAACUGCCACAUCUCAUCAGUCUUUUCUCAUAUGUAAAUAGUUUCGAGAAAAAGCAAUUAUUGAAACACCAAUGUGGAGUCUGUCAUCUCUAUACCUCACCCACCAAAUCCUAGAACUUGCAUGACUGCAGACGAUCCUGGUGGAUUGUCAACCUAAAUUCGUCAAACAUGUUCACUGUAUGGGGUCUGUAAUCCUCAUUAAAAUAGGAACUGAUCUAUUUCCAAAUCUUAGUCAUAGUAAGGUAUACCAAUGAUGACUUGAAGUAGAGAUAUUUCUCGCAGGGUUCUAUCUGUUGGGAGACUUGUGUUUUGAACAUCUGAUGGAUUUAUUAUAGUUACUACUGGUGCGAUUGCUAGACAUUUGCCAAAACAUUUUUGGCAAUAGUCUCUGUUUCGAAAAAAAGAGCCUCUGUUUCUACCGUUGUAAAAGAAAAAUGCUUAGUAACUUAGUUACUGUCAGUCAAUACACUCAUUGUCCCUCUAUGCAGUGGUUCAUGUGACUCACUGUUAAUAAGAACACUGCUUGGUGUGACACACUUAAUCAAUACAGUGCUGAGUGUGACACACUGUCAAUCUUUUUUUAAGCAGUCCUUUGUGAUGUAGGAUGGCUUGCAUCUACUCUAAAUCCAUGGGUUCAGUGAUAUCUGGGAAGUCUAAUGCAUGACCUGCAGGCUCUGCCAUGUGUGGGACAGUGUUCAUGACUUCACCUGUGCACUUUCUCAACCAUGUGCCUUGAUAUGUUGAGUCCUCGCAAAUGAAACUUCUCUAUUUUCAUCAGUCAUAAGCCAGGUACUUCUGUGAGUUACAAAGAAGAUUCAUUGUGAAUUUUAAAUGUUUGACUUUGUUUCUUUCUUCUAGAUGCUGCCAGAAUUGUUGAGUUUCUCCAGUAUUUUCUGGUUUUAGUUCAUAUUUUUGAGCCACAGCUAAAGAGAUUCUUGAUAACAAAGGAGUAAAGAGUUGUCAGUAGCAGCUGAGUAUAUGGAAUUAGGUCUCAAUCAGAUCAGCCGUGAUUUUGUGAAUUGGCAGAUCAAUUGGCCUGCUGCUCCUAAUUUAUAUGUGUGUGUGUAUGUUCCAGCAUCUGCAUUAUUUUGCUUUUGUCUCUUUAGUUAGUAGAGAUGUUUAAACUGCUCAGAAAUGUUUUUUUGUCCCUAAGUUGUUCUGCUGGGUGUCUCCAGCUGCAACCAAGUUGAUUUGCACCAUUACUUUAGGAGUCCAGUCACCUGUAUGAACGGCAUGUUAUUUAGCGUCUUGAUGCUGGAAACAUUGGUUUGGGCAAGGACUGUACUAUUUCUUGCCACUGGAUGUGCUGGAUCCUGUGUCGGCAAUUUGCUGGAUCCUGGUGGUAAUUCUCAGUGCUUUGCGGUGCCUACUAUAAGUUGUCCAAAUCUAAAUCUUCAGGCUUGAGAUCUUGGUCCUCAAUUACACUUUGUUUCAGUCAACCAAAGACAGAGCUGACACAGACAGUAUUGUUGAAUUUGUCACCAGUGUCUGCCUUUGUUAACAGUAGGCUCCCAAGGCAUAGAAAAUAGUUCACAUUUUUCAAGACUUGACAGUUGAAGAACAAUGACCUGGAGCUUGGACAGUAAGUGAGUACGCACAUAAGUGAUAGCUGCAUCCUGAAGCUCAGUUCCCGUGGCAGCAUGGCAGAUCAAUCAAAAGUUGCUGGAUUAAGGCUCAGUGGAGGAGUUGGUUAAACUUCCAGCAGAUUUUGAGUUGAUGUAUGGAUGUGUAAGAAUUAGAAUUUGGAGUAGACCAUUUGCCUGCUGCAUCAAUUAAUAUGAUUAUAUGCCUUAACUCCAUUUUCCUGUCUGUUCAAAAAUCUAACUAACCCAGUCUUGAAUACAUUCAAUGACACAACCUCUACUGCUCUCUGGUGAAAAGAAUUCAAACGCAAAUGACCAUCUGUGAAAGGAAAAGCCUCUUCAAA